Messenger RNA from Coregonus sp. 'balchen', 27038 nucleotides. The record is from the annotation of a GenBank genome assembly. NCBI's taxonomy places the organism in Eukaryota, Metazoa, Chordata, Actinopteri, Salmoniformes, Salmonidae.
CCUCCUACAGUCCGAAUCAUCCACUCUGGCCACGCAUGCAACAUCGAGGAGGAGCGCUAUACCGAGCGCGUCUACACCAUCCGGGAGGGAGAGACCCUGGAGCUAGCUUGUCUGGUCUCGGGCCACCCUCGACCUCAGGUGAGAUCACCACUGCACUAUCCCCAGAUCCAGUUUACUGACGUACAGCAUUGUCUGUGCCAUAUCAUUAGAAUGACUAGAACGGACAUUACCAUUCAAGUCAACGUUACUUGAAGGGCGGACAGGCGACCAUAUUGAGUGUAGCCAUGAGUGUACCAGUCAAGUUGCCGUGGUACGGUGGGGCUUUGUCCCUUCUAGCAUUUAUAUUUCUACGGCUCCUGUUAAAGCCUCCACCUCUUAGACUUCCACUCCACUGCCUUAAAUUUGCCGGAGCGGAGCAGGUGGGGCGCCGUCACGCGCGCUCAGACGCAAGGCUUCUUUAGGCAGCGGCACGUUGUUCUGUCCAGGUCUUUCCAUGUGCAAAUGAGUGCAAUCACACCGAGUGAAGAGGAGCUCCCCAUUGGGGGAAACAGCCAGAGGAGAAAUCAUCUGACGUUCUCUACUACAGAACUACCCAGGGACUCAAACAUUUACACUAAAAGCAAGAGAGACCUGGAAAAGUGCAUAUUACAUUUCUCAUGGAGUCUUCAUGAAUGCGUGUGAUAGUCAUCUUUUAUUACUCACAUAUUCAAGUGAAUGAAUGGGAAAGGCAUACAUGGAUUUGACACAAUGGAUGAUUAAGAUGGGGGGGAUGUAUCACUGGGGAUGGAAUGUAUUUUUGUGGGAUUGGUUAUGUGAUGUGCUAGGACUCUGAUGACAGAUGGUUUCAUCCAUCUCCACUAUAUUACAGUAUUGUUCCACAGUAAUGAAUUGACUGAGAUCCAUCACCCCCCCUCAUUGCACCGUCCAAUUGUCCAAACUAUACGACAACAGAGAGAUGGCGCCAUGGCAGCUUACAAUGAAGCCGGGUACUAUAUUAGUGAUUUCACCACCAUUUCAUUGGGUGGAUGGACUUCAAACUGUAGAUUUCAAGAGCUUGGCCUCUGGGGCUCGUAAGUGAUGGAGCUACUGGGCAUCAUCCAGCCCUGGCAUCGGCUGCCUUGUCCCCAUACUGACAGAGGUGUUAACUUGCUGAAGCCAGGGGUGUACCAGCCAGAGGCACAGAGCCAUAAUGCCAAGGACAUUGUUCUUCUCUGCUGUUGUAGACUCAGCUGUCCUAGCUAGGCCAAAUGAUAUGUUCAUUCUGCAUUUUCCAAUUUUUUUUUUGCUAAAGACGCGAGAUUGAGAAUGUUUUCUUCCUCAGUGAUGAGCGUCAUAUCUUCCUUUUCCAGAAGAGUAGGUUCCAUCGCCAUUUGCUCCAAGACAUGUUGUACUAGGUUGCAUUUUUGUACUGUUGCAAUAGAUUUAAGUAAUGUGAUUUUUGUCUAGUUGUUUGAAUGGAACUUCGAUAUAGGGAGGUUUUACUAGGCUGCUCCAGAGAGGCAUCAGAUAAUAUAGUGUUAGGAGGGUCUUUGGACGAGCCUGGCUUCAAAUGGAGCCCCAAAUGUUUUGACCUAAUCCAAAGCGCAGCGUUCGACCACGUGGAAUUCGGUGCUAAAUCCGCCCCAACAAUUUACUGUCAUUCGGACAAAACUAGACGAUUGCAGCCCAGGACUCUGUGUUCAGCUCAGGACAUAAUCAAAGUGACACAUGCCAUGACUGGUAGUGGUGGCUCUAUUGAUCCGUCGGUGCUAUCUGUUCCAGCCGAUGACAAGACGUCAGACUAAUGAGCGCUAAUGGGCCCGUCAUGUUUUAGCCCUUUAAUUGGGGUGCCAGGCUACAUGGGCUCUGGAGGAGAGUUAAAAUCAUGGCGGAGACUUUUUAAAAGGCCAAAUACUAUUAGGAAUAAUGUGAUGGAUAGUUGUUGUAUAUUUCCUCCAGGAUUCACUAGCAUACUACUGGGAAUGCAUGCUGCUCUGUUUCAAUGUCCUCACUAGCAUACUGCUGGGAAUCCAUGCUGCUCUUUUUCAGCAUACUAUGUAAAAUGAUGUAAUGCAUUGGGCAAUGGACAUGCAUUCUAAGCAUAUGCUGGUAUGGACUUUGGAACAUAGAGGCCAUGUCAGUCUUGCCUAUGCUACUUACUAAAACUACCUACAGUGGGGAGAACAAGUAUUUGAUACACUGCCGAUUUUGCAGGUUUUCCUACUUACAAAGCAUGUAGAGGUCUGUAAUUUUUUAUCAUAGGUACACUUCAACUGUGAGAGACGUAAUCUAAAACAAAAAUCCAGAAAAUCACAUUGUAUGAUUUUUAAGUAAUUACUUUGCAUUUUAUUGCAUGACAUAAGUAUUUGUCACCUACCAACCAGUAAGAAUUCCGGCUCUCACAGACCUAUUCGUUUUUAUUUAAGAAGCCCUCCUGUUCUCCACUCAUUACCUGUAUUAACUGCACUUGUUUGAACUCGUUACCUGUAUAAAAGACACCUGUCCAAAACUCAAUAAAACAGACUCCAACCUCUCCACAAUGGCCAAGACCAGAGAGCUGUGUAAGGACAUCAGGAAUAAAAUUGUAGACCUGCACAAGGCUGGGAUGGGCUACAGGACAAUAGGCAAGCAGCUUGGUGAGAAGGCAACAACUGUUGGCGCAAUUAUUAGAAAAUGGAAGAAGUUCAAGAUGACGGUCAAUCACCCUCGGUCUGGGGCUCCGUGCAAGAUCUCACCUCGUGGGGCAUCAAUGAUCAUGAGGAAGGUGAGGGAUCAGCCCAGAACUACACGGCAGGACCUGGUCAAUGACCUGAAGAGAGCUGGGACCACAUUCUCAAAGAAAACCAUUAGUAACACACUACGCCGUCAUGGAUUAAAAUCCUGCAGCGCACGCAAGAUCCCCCUGCUCAAGCCAGCGCAUGUCCAGGCCCAUCUGAAGUUUGCCAAUGACCAUCUGGAUGAUCCAGAGGAGGAAUGGGAGAAGGUCAUGUGGUCUGAUGAGACAAAAAUAGAGCUUUUUGGUCUAAACUCCACUCGCCGUGUUUGGAGGAAGAAGAAGGAUGAGUACAACCCCAAGAACACCAUCCCAACCGUGAAGCAUGAAGGUGGAAACAUCAUUCUUUGGGGAUGCUUUUCUGCAAAGGGGACAGGACGACUGCACCGUAUUGAGGGGAGGAUGGAUGGGGCCAUGUAUCGCGAGAUCUUGGCCAACAACCUCCUUCCCUCAGUAAGAGCAUUGAAGAUGGGUCGUGGCUGGGUCUUCCAGCAUGACAACGACCCGAAACACACAGCCAGGGCAACUAAGGAGUGGCUCCGUAAGAAGCAUCUCAAGGUCCUGGAGUGGCCUAGCCAGUGUCCAGACCUGAACCCAAUAGAAAAUCUUUGGAGGGGGCUGAAAGUCAGUAUUGCCCAGCGACAGCCCCGAAACCUGAAGGAUCUGGAGAAGGUCUGUAUGGAGUAGUGGGCCAAAAUACCUGCUGCAGUGUGUGCAAACCUGGUCAAGACCUACAGGAAACGUAUGAUCUCUGUAAUUACUUAAAAAUCAAACAAUGUGAUUUUCUGUAUUUUUGUGUACCUAUGUACCUAUGAUAAAAAUGACAGACCUCUACAUGCUUUGUAAGUAGGAAAACCUGCAAAAUCGGCAGUGUAUCAAAUACUUGUUCUCCCCACUGUACAUACUGCGUACUAAUCAUACUACAUACGAUUUUGAACGUACUGUUUACGAAAAAUGUAUGCAGUAAGCAACAAAUAUCAACAUACCAGACUCACCCAUACUGAGAAUUCUUAAUCUAAUGCGCAGUUGCGUUGUUUACCACCAUUCAUUCAUUUUGGUAUAGCACAUCCUCUUAUCUGAUUAUCAGCUGUUGUCAAAACAGCUGUGGGUCUGAAAAGACAAUUAUUUUCCUCAAUAGCAUGUUGCGAAUUCUGCUAGAUGACAAGCAGAUAAGAGUAUGACAUCACAUUUUUGAAAUGUCAUACUAUAAAACGUUUUAUUUACGCAUACCCAAAAUGGCUACCGAGUACGGGUAUUCGGACACAGCCAGACACUGGCUCUGUUUCAUUGUCCACACUAGCAUACUACGUAGAAUGAGGAAAUGUAUUGGGCAUACAUUCUACUGUAAGUAGCGCUGUAUGGUAUGAACAUAGACAUGGGCUCUGUUUCAAUAUCCACACCAGCAUACUCCUUUCGCGGACCUCAAACUGGUCGAGCAGGCAUGCACAUGAACAUUUUUGUCUAUCCACACCAGACUCAACCAUUUCAUAUUGAGUAUGGUUUUGUGGAGUUUGCGAUGGAAACUAAAGCCUCACGCGUCUCAGAUAGAACCAAGUUCAACACCAGCAUACUACUGACAAUGCAGUAAUGGAUUGGGCAUGGGUAUGUAGUCACUCACUCCGCACCAGAAUAUCCUCUCUCUCUAGAGCUGUGGGGUUAAGUAUUCUGAAGGUGCUAAUGUUUGAGUGGGUGUGUGAAGUCUGCAGUGACAAGGCAGUAAUAUAUGUUAACACAAUCCCACACAUUCUUUUCAAGAAGCCGUUUGAAACUCCAAAGUGUUCGACAGUUCAAAAGACGCCUCAUAUUAUGGGGAGGAUUACCCUUUUGUGCAGGAAGCUUAAGUGGAGUCUCUGACUUUAGCCCUUCCUCUGCCAUAUCCUCCCAGUUUAAGCAGCACUGCACUUCUUCCCUCUGUCUUCUUCCCCUCCACCCUGUCUCUUUCCUCUCUCAUUCCUCCACCCUGUCUCUUCCUCCCCGUCUUCCUCCUCCACCCUGUCUCUUCCUCCUCCACCCUGUCUCUUCCUCCUCCACCCUGUCUCUUCCUCCUCCACCCUGUCUCUUCUCUCCUCCCCACCCUGUUUUCCUCUUCCUCUCCACCAAGUCUCUUCCUCCCUCCACCCUGUUUCUCCUCCUCACUCCUCUUCCUCCUCCACCCUGUCUCUUCCUCUCUUCCUCCUCCACCCUGUCUCUUCCUCUCUUCCUCCUCCACCCUGUCUCUUCCUCCCUCCACCCUGUCUCUUCCUCCUCCACCCUGUCUCUUCCCUCCUCCACCGUCUUUCCUCUCACCCUCUCUUCCUCCUCCCCCUGUCUCUUCCUCCUCCCACCCUCUCUCCUCCAUCCCUGUCUCUUUUCCUCUCCUCCACCCUGUCUCUUCUCUCUCUCCUCCACCCUGUCUUUUCCCCUCUCUUCCUCCUCCCCUGUCUCUUCCUCUCCUCCACCCUGUCUCUUCCUCCUCCACCCUUUCCCUCUCACCUCUCUUCCUUCUCCUCAACCCUUCUUCACUCCUCCCCUUCCUCUCUCUCCUCCACCCUGUCUCUCCUUCUCCCUCACCCUUCUCUUCCUCCUCCACCCUGUCUCCUCCCCCGUCUCUUCCUCCUCCUCCUCACCCUGUCUCUUCCUCUCUACCUGCCUGUCCUCCUCCUCACCCUGUCUCUUCCUUCUCCCUCCCACCUGUCUCUUCUCCUCCACCCUGUCCUUCCUCCUCUCCACCCUGUCUCUCUCCUCCUUCCUCCUCCACCCUGUCUCUCCUCCUCCACCCUUCUCUUCCUCUCCUCCUCCACCCCUGUCUUCCUCCUCCCACCUGUCCUUCCUCCUCCACCCUGUCUCUUCCUCUCUCCUCCUCCACCCUGUCUCUCCCUCUCUUCCUCCUCCACCCUGUCUCUUCCUCCUCCACCCUCCUCCCUUCUUCCCUUCUCUCUCUCUUCUCUUCCUCCUCCACCCUGUCUUUCUCUUCCCUCACCUGUCUCUUCCUCUCUUUCUCACCCUGUCUCUCCUUCCCCCCUGUCUCCUUCCACCCCUGUCCCCUGUCCUCCUCCCCCGUUCUCUUCCUCUCCACCCUGCCUCCUCACCUGUCUCUUCUUCCUCCUUUCCUUCCUUCUCUCCUCCUCCACCCCCUUCUCUUCCUCCUCCACCACUUUCCUCCUCACCCCCUCUCCUCCCACCCUGUUCUUUCAUCUCUCUCUCCUCCUCCACCCUGUCUCUUCCUCCUCCACCCCUCCUCCUCCACCCUCUCUCUUCCUCCUCCACCCUCUCUUCCUCCUCCACCCUGUCUCUUCAUCCUCCUCCUCCACUCUCUUAUUUUGAUAUGGACAGGAGGGAGGGAGCGCUAGAGGGGAGUGAGAGGGGGUAGCAGACAGAACCUUGUUAAAUCAUCCCUUGCUUCGGUACAUUAAGUUAGUUAGUUAGUUAGUUAAUUACACACUGAUGCACCUUCCUUCCUCCCUCGUCUCUCCUCAGAGACUGUCUGCACACACACACACGCAGUCAGAGUCCAAGAUCAAUUGUGCUGCCGGUGUUCUCACAGACCAGCCAGCAGCAGACCACCCUGUAUACCACUGCUGGCUUGCUUCUGAAGCUAAGCAGGAAUGGUCCUGGUCAGUCCCUGGAUGGGAGACCAGAUGCUGCUGGAAGUGGUUUUGGAGGGCCAGUAGGAAUAACUUUUUCCCAGGACAAAAUAUCCCAGGACAGUGAUUAGGGUCAUUUUACCCUGUGUAGUGGGAUGUUAAACGGGUGUCCUCUUGACUCUCUGUGGUCAUUAAAGAUCCCAUGGCACUUAUUGUAAGAGUAGAAGUGUUAACCCCGGUGUCCUGGCUAAAUUCCCAAUCUGGCCCUCAUACAAUCAUUGCCACCUAAUCAUCCCCAGCUUCCAAUUGGCUCAUUCAUCCCCCCUCCUCUCCCCUGUAACUAUUCCCCAGGUCGUUGGCUGUACCUGAGAAUGUGUUCUCAGUCAACUACCUGGUUAAAAUAAGGGUAAAAUAAAUAAAAAACAGACAACAAGUGUUUGCUGGCUGGCCAGAUCCCCACAGACAAACAAGUGUUUGCUGACUGGGCAGAUCCCACAGACAACAAGUGUUGAUGGCUGGCAGAUACCCACAGACAACACGUGUUGCUGGAUGGGCAGAUCCCACAGACAACAAGUGUUUGCUUGGCUGGCAGAUCCCACAGACAACAAUCUGUUGCUGACUGGGGGAUCCCACAGACAAUAAGUGUUUGCUGGCAGGCAGAUCCCACAGACAACAAGUGUUGCUGGCAGGCAGAUCCCACAGACAACAAGUGUUGCUGACUGGCAGAUCCCACAGACAACAAGUGUUGCUGGCUGGCAGAUCCCACAGACAACAAGUGUUGCUGGCUGGCAGAUCCCACAGACAACAAGUGUUGCUGACUGGUGGAUCCCACAGACAACAAGUGUUGCUGGCUGGCAGAUCCCACAGACAACAAGUGUUGCUGACUGGUGGAUCCCUGGAGCUGCUGCUUAUGACAGACCGCGGAGGCAGUGCGGGCUAUAAAUAGGCCGGCGAAUGGGCACGCUCGCCUGUCUUUUCCCACACUGGAGCCUACGUCACCGCAGUGUGCUGAGGCGCUCCUCUCAUAUGCCAGUCAUCUGCUGUUGCCUAGCUACAUGCAGGUGAACCAGCAACCGAAUCAUAGCCCUGCUGCCCGUGUGAACGACAAACGAGGCCAAGAACAGCUUCUUCUUCUCCUCUUUCCAAACAUUCUGUGACGUGCUACAUCAUCGUAUCGUAGGCUACAUCCAGUGGCUUUGAUAGACUGGAUGGAAUACAUGAUUAGCACAUGCUGACUAUGAAGCUACAUCCCAAAGAGACGCUUUACCCUAUUUUGUGUAUACUCUUUUUUAAAUUUUUUUUUUACAUUAUAUUGUAUAUAAUGAAGCAUAUAUAACACAUAUAUAAGCAUAUUGUAAACGUGACAUUAUAGCUACAUAGAUCAUGUUCAAAGUAAUCCCUUACAGAAAAAGAUUUGUAGUUUUGAAACUGCAGUAAAAGUGCAGUAACUGCAGUCGAAUGUUAUUUUGGACGCAGUAAUUGCAGAAUAACUGCAGUGAACUGCACUCUAACUGCAGUUACAAUCCAAAAUUACUGCAGUAAAAAAAAAGCGGUGUUAUUUUGGAUGCAUUAUUUGCAGCAUGCUGCAGUUAUACAGCACUCUAACGCCUCGAUCACACUGACACCAUCAUCGCGCAAAAUGUUACGCAGCAUCAUCUGGAUAUGUGUGCAACAAAAGUUCAACAUUCACCUUCUGCUACCAUUUCUGUCAAGCCGUUUUACGCAUACAGUUUGACGCAUACGUUCGAUAAAUCCAACGUAUGCACUGCAACUGCAUCUGCAACACAAAGCUUUUUUUUUUUUACUUUUUUUUUUACGUUGUCUGGGGGCCUAGAAAUUUCAAAGCUGCUUUCUCUCUAUUUGCUGAAUUAAAAAGCUCCAGCGUUCUUACUUACAUCCAAAUGUUGAGGUUCAAGUUGCUGAGGAGAGAGAGGAAAUCCCCCCCCCCCCCCCCCCCCCCGAAAAGAAAGCCAGUGUAGCUAAGCCCCAUGAAUUCCAAAGCUGUGUUGUUCCUGCCCCAUGAAUUCCAAAGCGGUGUUAUUCCUGCCCCAUGAAUUCCAAAGCGGUGUUAUUCCUGCCCCAUGAAUUCCAAAGCGGUGUUAUUCCUUAACCAACACCAAUAUGUGUGUAACAAAUCCAUGUCACCUACCAUCUUGAGCAAAGCAUGAAAUGGAUUUUAUCCCCCUGCUCGCCAAACCGAAGCUAGGUUGCGACUCUCUUCGGGUUCAGAAUGUGCCUGAACCCCAGUGCUAUUGAUAUCAUUUUUAUUCUUCCCUCCAUGACCCCCCGGAGGUGGUGUGGGGUGGGGGUGUUAGUGGCUGAUUUUCAUGGGCUACAGAUGACAAACAAUCCCUUCCAUUUAGGACUAGUUUAUUGCCAACUACUAGGAGAACAUGUUAUUUUAUUGUACUGAUCAAUAACAUUUGCUUGUAACGCCAAGGUAGUGGGUUCGAUCCCCCGGGACCACCCAUACACAAAAAUGUAUGCACGCAUGACUGUAAGUCGCUUUGGAUAAAAGCGUCUGCUAAAUGGGAUAUUAUUAUUAUUAUGUGGCUGUGGAAUCUGACUUUGUGGCUGUGGAAUCUGACUUUGUGGCUGUGGAAUCUGACUUUGUGGCUGUGGAAUCUAGUGGAAACCAGAUGGGAGGCGAAGUUAAUAACGUUUUUGGUGACAAUCAGCUUUGAACUCAGCAUAUUUUGUGUUAUAGUUUGCACACUAUCACAAACAAGGGUAGUGAAUUUAUGUUGAUUUAGCUGUAAGCUAGCAAGGAAAGUUGGCCCACAAUUAAAGCUGGAAGCUACCGGUAUCAUCUUGCAUUGUAAAAGUGUUUUAGCCUGUAUGGACAUUGUUUUGCGAACAGUAAUGAACAGUUUCAACGUGUGUAGUAGCAGUGGAGGCUGCUGAGGGGAGGACGGCUCAUAGUAAUGGCUGGAAUGGAAACCAUGUGUUUGACACCAUUCCAUUCACUCCAUUCCAGCCAUUAUUAUGAGCCGUCCUCCCAUCAGCAGCCUCCACUGGAGUGUAGUGUAGUGUAGUUAGUAUAGUUAGUGUAGGGUAGUCAGUGCGUGUAGUUUAGCUAGUGUAGUGAGGAUAGUGUGUGUAGUCAGUGUUGUGUAGUGUAGUCAGUGCGUGUAGUUUAGUUAGUGUAGUGAGGAUAGUGUGUGUAGUCAGUGUUGUGUAGUGUAGUCAGUGCAGUGUAGUGAGUGUACACAGUGGGGGGCCACACAUCCAUUCACCCUCUUCAAAGUGCCAUUUGCGUAUUCCGAGACCGUUGCCGACCGCGGCGGUCUUCUUCUUCGCCUUCCAGAAGCCAAACGCUCCACUGAUCGUAUAUAUACUGUAUAUGUAAAUUAAACAUCCGUGCAAAUGGAUAGACGGGCAGCGGGAGACUGGUGACCUCAUCUUCCUCCCUUCUCAGAUCACUGAUGCCAGGGUUGCCUAGUUUCCUGUUGCCUAGUUUCAGAUGCAUUUCUCCUCCAAACACAAGAAGUGCUUAAUGAGGGCGGCAGGUAGCCUAGCGGUUAGAGCAUUUGGCCAGUAACCCAAUGGUUGCUGGUUAGAAAAAUCUGUCAAUGUGCCCUUGAGCAAGGCACUUAACCCUAAUUUGCUCCUGGGGUGCCGUACUACUAUGGCUGACCCUGUAAAACAACACAUUUCACUGAACCUAUAUAUUAUUAUUUUUUAAUAGGGACUGCUUAUCACACAGGUUUAGUGCCAUUGGGAAUACCUCAGCGUUGCACGGGAUUGUCAGAGCUGUUUUCUGUGGUUCAGUUAUAGUUGUGGUUUUCUCCGAGUUCACGUGCCGUAGGGAAUCCAGACUCACUGGAUGGCGUUGGAAUGUAAGACGCAUGUCGCUGUCUCACGAGAACCACUCCAACACAAGCCACCUUCUAAAUAUUUGAUGCGCUUGUCCGUUUAAUGGCCUUUGAACUGCGCCAUAGAUAUACAUUUCAGUCAGUUUUUGAACUGCGCCGUAGAUAUACAUUUCAGUCAGUUUUUGAACUGCGCCGUAGAUAUACAUUUCAGUCAGUUUUUGAACUGCGCCGUAUAUAUACAUUUCAGUCAGGUUUUGAACUGCGCCGUAGAUAUACAUUUCAGUCAGUUUUUGAACUGCGCCGUAGAUAUAAAUUUCAGUCAGUUUUACCAUUAAUAUCUUUGUUCUGCAUGUAUUACACUUUGAUAUGUUGUUGCUGUUCUCAAUAGAGAGCCUAUGGACAAAUAAAGAAAGUUAAAAUAAUGUGUGGUACUGUUGACUUUCAUUGAUUGUUCCUCACACAGGCUGAAUAAAGCCCAUAUUCAGAAAAAAUUUACAUUAUUAGUCCAUUAUUUGACUUCUUCUAAAACAUGCACUACAUUGGCUCAUUUUAAUCCAGAAUAACGUGUGUUUUGAAAUAUAAUUAUCCCAUGGCUGACCCCAUUACCGUCAGUCCAGCCUGUUGACCAUAGCAUUAGUCCUCGGUCAGCAGAUGUCACCUCUGACCUCUAUCGCUCUCUCCCACCCCAGAUCCGAUGGACCAAAACAGCCGGUAGCGCCUCGGACCGCUUCCAGGACUCCAGUGUGUUCAACGAGACCCUGCGCAUCACCCGCAUCCAGAGGCACCAGGGCGGACGCUACUACUGCAAGGCUGAGAACGGCCUGGGAUCCCCGGCCAUCAAGUCCAUCCGAGUGGACGUCUACUGUGAGUGGACAGGCCUUGCCUCGGUCACCUGCACGCCCUUUUCUUCCGCUGAACUCCCCCGGUGUUCCACUGCACUCCCCCAUGUGUUCCACUGCACUCCCCCAUGUGUUCCACUGCACUCCCCCGUGUUCCACUGCACUCCCCGGUGUUUCCACUGCACUCCCCCAUGUGUUCCACUGCACUCCCCGUGUUCCACUGCACUCCCCCAUGUGUUCCACUGCACUCCCACGGUGUUCCACUGCACUCCCACGGUGUUCCACUGCACUCCCACGGUGUUCCACUGCACUCCCCCAUGUGUUCCACUGCACUCCCACGGUGUUCCACUGCACUCCCCCAUGUGUUCCACUGCACUCCCCCAUGUGUUCCACUGCACUCCCACGGUGUUCCACUGCACUCCCCCACUGUGUUCCACUGCACUCCCACGGUGUUCCACUGCACUCCCACGGUGUUCCACUGCACUCCCAGGUGUUCCACUGCACCCCCAUGUGUUCCACUGCACUCCCCCUGUGUUCCACUGCACUCCCACGGUGUUCCACUGCACUCCCACGGUGUUCCACGCACUCCGUGUUCCACUGCCUCCACGGUGUUCCACUGCACUCCCCCAUGUGUUCCACUGCACUCCCACGGUGUUCCACUGCACUCCCACGGUGUUCCACUGCACUCCCACGGUGUUCCACUGCACUCCCCCAUGUGUUCCACUGCACUCCCCCCGGUGUUCUACUGCACUCCCACGGUGUUCCGCUGCACUCCCACGGUGUUCGCAGCACACAUCGUCAGUUCUGUCCUUUUCCCCCUGCAGAUUGCCUGUGUCCACUUACCCAUGCCUUGUGCUUUAGCUAAUGAACAACAGGCAUUCACUCGCUCACUCCUAGUCCUUACCCUCCCAGGCAACAUGACGUUGUGGCUGAAUGAAAGUCGUUUAAAGCAGGUUAGGGUUUGGUUAGAAUUACAACGUGACUUUUUGAAACACAUAAGGUCUAAAUAAUAAAACCACCACAGGUAGGACAUCACAGUGAAUGAAAUGUUCCAUACACUCGUGUUAAUUGCAGACAACGUCAGCCAUUUCUUAAAGCUGCGGACGCUGCCAUCAUGUAAGUGACAUUUCGUUUUUGUUCACUCAGUAAGGGAACUGCCCCCCCCCAGCUGUGUGAAGGCCUGACGGUGCACUUAGCUGAAGAAAAGGAUAGCUGUGAAACAGAAGGGGAUUGUGAUUUCCAGCAAUACAGACUGAUCUGUGUCCCAAAUGGCACCCUAUUCCCUACAUCGUGCACUACUUUUGACCAGGGACCAUAGGACUCUAAAUAGGGAAUAGGGUGCUAUUUGGAAUGCAGACUUAGACGCUUGAAGUCCUGCUGCUGAUUCCUACAUUGUAAAUUAGGAAAAGCAGCAACCACACCUCAGGAAGGAAACACCUCAGGAAGGAAACACCUCAGGAAGGAAUCACCUCAGGAAGGAAUCACCUCAGGAAGGAAUCACCUCAGGAAGGAAACACCUCAGGAAGGAAUCACCUCAGGAAGGAAACACCUCAGGAAGGAAUCACCUCGUGGAAGGAAACCCUCGUGGAAGGAAACCCCUCGUGGAAGGAAACCCCUCGUGGAAGGAAACCCCUCGUGGAAGGAAACCCCUCGUGGAAGGAAACCCCUCGUGGAAGUGUGUAUUAAAUACCCACUGGGCAAAAACUGGUUUAAUCAAUGUUGUUUCCAAGUCACUUCAACCAAAAACAUGUAUGUGAUGAAGUUGACGUGGAAAACUGAUUGGAUUUGCAAAAAGUCAUCAACGUAAGAGGAUUUCAUCUUUUUUUUUCACCCAACUUUGAACCUAAAUCCAAUGACAUGGUUGAUUUCACGUUGAAUUCACGUUAGGUGACAACUCGACCAAAUGUAAAUCAAAACUAGACGUUGAACUGACGUCUGUGCCCAGUGGGGGGGAGAGUUCACCCUAAUUGCAAAUCUCAUUUUAUGGCUAUAGAAAGUAGUUUGUGGACCCAGAGAGAGAUAGCCACGCAUUGGUGUUCACUUCGAAUUCUCAAGUAGUACUUUAUAGUGUUUCAUUUGUCCAGUCGUUUUUAGGCCUUGAGAGAUGGAUUGGGUUUAGCAUUUAGAUGGUGAAUUCAUUCAUCGUUCUAAUUUCUCUGUUUAUCAGGGCUGAUAAUUGCAAAUUGACUGAAAUGAAGCAUUAUGCGGAUACUGCAAGUUUUAGUGCAUCACAUUACUGGUGUUUGCAUACCUCACUCUCUCCAAAGCAGCGAUUCAGUUUCCAAAUGUCAGAGGACAGACAUAAUGUAUGGGUUUACUGUGGCGGGCUAGAUGGAUAUACUUUCUCUCUGUGGAUGAGUUGUAUCAGAACUAACCCCUAACCCCUAGAAGCUUUACGCUGCAAUCUACCCCUACCCCCCUUCUCCCUCCCAAAAGAGUCAGCUACAAAUUCCUCAACCCCCCAAAAAAUGAGGUUGAUUGAGUCAGCGUCUCCGUGUUUGAAAUUCAGCGUUCCCCCUGAUUGCCGGGAGCUGGAAAAUACAAAAACGAGACAAAUCUGGUGCGUCUGCACUCUGUGCUUCCGAGAGAAAGAAGAGGAGGAGACGAUAGAGCGGGGUUAGUUUACUGCAGAGAUGCAAGAUAAAUAGGACAGGAGAUGGACAGUGGCAGACAACAUUGCCAGGGGGAGACGAUGAACACAGAGCCAUCACCCCCGCACUUCAGAGAUCGGAACCCUUGCUUAUUGUCUCAUCUCUGGGGAGACAUUUAUCCAUCCUGCCCUCUAUGCUACACCAGCUGAUCAAAGCAAUGACACGUGUUGCUGUUCGCUGCCAUUCAGCGAUGCCGUGUCGGAAUCCUUGGUGGUUGGUGAUAAAGCACAUGGAUGACCUUGAUAGAGAAUGACUGACAUGAAAUUAGAAACUGUAUGGACUAACUGACGCGGACUAAUCCACAAAGGCCAUUAUUUUAUAUAAAUGCGAAGACGUUAUAAUGGUUCGUAUAGGAAAUUAGUCUGGCUCUGGACUGCCCCAUGGCAGUAGUUAGUCGGCUGGUGGGAAACUGCUUUUUCAAGGUGCUUGUCUGCAUCUCAAAGUGACCCAUAAAAGCCGGUGGCUCUUCUGUGGAGCACUUUUGAGUAAUUAUCGAGCUCUUGUCAAAAUCACAUUUUUAAAAGCUCCCUCUUGAUUGCAGCGGGAACUUUGGAGUCUAAGUGGUCCUUUUCACUGAACUUUGUACCCCAAAAAAUCCAAGCACCUGAGUGGAGUGUGUUUGCGUUUAAUUGACAGUAAUUCAUUGGGGUUGACGAUUCCUGAAAUUUCAGAUGUAUGACAGAAAUAAAAAGUGUAAUUUUGAUGUUGUUGUAGACCGUAGAGGUCAGACAUUGUCAUUGCUCUCCUGAAAAAUAUAAAUAUUUAUAUGAUAUUUCACAUGAUAUUUAUAUGAUUGAUCAAAUAAAAUUAAAAUUGUAUUUGUCUCAUGCACCGAAUACAACAGGUGUAGACCUUACAGUGAAAUGCUUACAAGCCCUUAAACAACAAUGCAAAUAAUUGUUAAGUAAUCAAUAGAUAAGUACAAAAUAAAAGCAGUAAAAUAACAGUAAAAAUAUCAGUGGCGAGGCUAUAUACAGGGUGUACAGGUACAGAGUCAAUAUACAGGGGGUACAGGUACAGAGUCAAUAUACAGGCUAUAUACAGGGGGUACAGGUACAUAGUCAAUAUACAGGCUAUAUACAGGGGGUACAGGUACAGAGUCAAUAUACAGGCUAUAUACAGGGGGUACAGGUACAGAGUCAAUAUACAGGCUAUAUAGAGGGGGUACAGGUACAGAGUCAAUGUGCUGGGGCACCGGUUUGUCCAGGUAAUUUAGUAAUAUGUACAUGUAGGUAUAGUUAAUGAUAUUUAUAAUAUGAUAUUUAUAAGGGAAUAAAAUUUGACAUGAAUAACAAAUCAUGUUUUUUCCUUUUCGUACACAUUUGGCAUCGCAGGCUCCAUGAUGAGCUUAAGGGGUAACAUUUGAUCGCAAAAGAUGACAACAGCUGUUAACCACUUGAACCAGCACAGUUCUUUAAAUCCCAGCCACUGUACAUAAAUAGGUCCCUGGGACUAAGUAGAUCAUGUAAUUUCACUUCAUAUGCUUUGACCUACACAAGUGUGUGGCAAAUAAAGACUGCUUGAUGCCAUCGUUUCUACGUUCUGUGUUCUCGCUCUAGAUUUGGAUGAUCCCAUCGUAACCGUCCACCAGAGCAUCGGGGAGGCUAAGGAGCAGUUCUACUACGAGCGGACGGUGUUCCUGCGCUGCAUGGCUAACUCCAACCCGCCAGUGCGCUACAGCUGGAGGCGUGGCCGAGAGUUCCUGUCCCAAGGCUCGGAUAAGGGCGUUGAGAUCUACGAGCCCUUCUUCACACAAGUAAGCUCAGAGUCCACACCUGCUGCAACAGCUAGAUCAGGGGUCUGCAACUCGUGGCCUGUGGGCCAAAUCCGUCCCGAGAGCUGCUUUCUUGUGGUCCCACAGACCUAUUGGAAUCAGGCACUCAGGAUAAUUUUUCUGGCCUUCAGGUAAUUUGAGUUUGAGACCCCUGAGCUAGAUCAAACAACCCGUCCCUCUGAUCAGCAUUUGAGAUAUUAAGGAACUCCUAAGUCAUUACUUGUUAUGCAUAUUUUAGAUGAGAUUAAGUGUGUUUACCCCUUUCACAGCAUGUGGUAUGUCUCCCUUUGGAGCACUUGAAUCCCAAAUGGGAGGAUGUUUUGUGAGGGCAAUUUCUGUGACUUGGGUUGAAAAAUGUCGUCCGUCUUUUCAAAACAUCUCAUCUAAUCUCUGCUCUUCUUGCAAAGUCAUCUCCGUUGACAGGAGAGAUAAGAGCAUUUUGACAGGGAGUCAUAUGUCUGACAGUCACAAAGGGCGGUAUCGGAAGCAGACGAACUAUGACAGAGAAGGGAACAGCUUGGGCUUGCGGUAGCAUGAAACUCCCACAACUCCGAUGUGCUUGUGAUGAGCAGGGGGGAGACGCCACUUCAGGGGCUCGCAGUAUAUUUCUACUCACACACACAGGCAGACAUUAGGACCUCGUGUUUCCGGUAGACUUUACAUGUUGUGCCAUCCUCAGCCUAGUAAUGCCCUCUUGAGUUUUAACGAGAUUCUCCGGUACUUUUUAGCCAGUAGUUCUGAAAGUAGCGCCCACGAGCCGAAAGUGGUCCCCGAAAAUUGCGUACUACGUAACAUGUGGCUUUAUGUGCAUCAUUGCGCUCUCUCUCUCUCUCUCUCUCUCGCUCUCGCUCUCUCUCUCUCUCUGUGUGUGUGUGUAGCUCUACUGUGUGUGCGUCUUGCUUGAAGGUCAUUGGCUGAAACUCGAAUUGCUAGGGUGCUGGCCCACAUGGGGGUAAAUGUAGGGAAAAUGGCGUCGCACAGCUUCCAAAAAACAGUCGCUUUCAAACAAGUGAUUUUGAGAAUAAUUGAGGUAAGACAGUAAUUCUGCUCAUGUAUGAACUACACAUUGACACAUCCAGCCCAAAGCGGGAGGUUUAACCCGUUACACUCCUGGGAAUUGGUCUAUAUGGAUAGGGCUAAAUUGAAAUGUUUCUUACAGAAUAAAUAUGAAAAGCAUAUGCAUAACCAUGGUAGCAAUUGAAAGGGAAUAAUUUGGAGAUGAUGGGAAAUUUAUUAGUCCAAAAUUGUGGGCACAACAGUUCACCUGACACAAGACUGAAUCCAAACAUUACACUGUUGAUUUUAUUUGAGUCCUCUAACUCAAACCCAUUUUUUUUGUCUAACUGGUGUCUCCAAUGCACUGUAAUUUCAAUGCACUUUUAUGACUCAAAGAAGAGUCUUCAACUACAUAUAAGGUGCUUUUUGUGAGCUCUCCUAGCUGUGCCGUUGAGGAACUAGAGCAAGCACACUAGUAGUUGUUUUGUUUGGAACACAGCCCUGCAUCCCCGCCAUCACACAAUUACUGUGAUUACACAAAAACGGUCUAUUAUAAAUCGCAAUCUGGGUCAGGUGGGCAUAAUUUGGAAGCCUGUUCUAUUGCCAACAUGAUCAGCUAAGUUAUAAAAUACGAUAUUAGUGUUAGGCUUUCACAAUGCAAUUCAAGGAAACUGAUCAUCAUUUUGGUGCGCAUAGUUCAGUCAUGAGUGCAUUCAGGUGCGUGUGCCGCGGCAACUUUUCUUCACAAUAGACAAACGGGCUCAUUCUGUUCAGCACAACCCAGGGUAUGAUGCCAUGUCAUCUUCAAACAUUGUCAACGUUUAUGAUCACUAUGUGUAUUACAUGAGCAUUAUGAUAUGGAAAUGUUAAAUGCACAUUUGGACUCACUGUGUUUGGCUGACUUGUAUGACAUCAAAGUGGUAUUUAUUAUAAUCUUAAUUUACAGCGUUUCCCUCACUCAGACAACAAAACAUUUGCAAAAGUUGCCAAAUUAGCGGGAAGGAACGGCUCAGAACGUCUGUCAGUCAAAACCCAUACUUCGCUGUGAAGCGCGGUGCCAGAGCUCUGAUGUCAUGGAUAGCAUGUUGCUGUACAGCCACUGCGUUUGUCAGUGCCCAAAUCUGCCAUUUUCAACCCGUAUACGAGUACGAGCGUAAAGGGUUAAAAAAUACUUACCAGUCGCCAAAGUACUGGAGCAUGCCUUUAAUUAAGAAUAUACGGAACAUAAACAUAUUGGAGGUAUGUGCAACAAAGAUGGAGGUAUACACGAAAGCAGACAAAACAGUUGUUGGUAAAAUAAUUAAUGUGUAUUAAUAGCGCAUGUAUGCAUCUUGACAUUUGUUCCAAGAGCACCGUUUCAAGCACAUCCAAAUAGACAGCUAAUGAACUUCAUGAAUUGGAAAGCUUGGUGUAAAGAUAAUACUCCUCCUUUGAUGACUGGAAUGAGCUCAUUGUUGAAGCGCUGCCAAGGAAGCUCUUUGAUGAGGGCGAGAUGAAGAGACGAGGUCAAUACCACUGCUAUCUUACCCUUUUUGUAAGACACAUUAAGUGCGACAGGCCUGGGCAAGGCGGUGCAGCACAAAGUCGGUGCAACACUGUGUUUCUUUCCGAGUUGCAGGGGGAGACCAAGAUUCUAAAGCUGAAGAACCUUCGACCUCAGGAUUACGCCAACUACAGCUGCAUCGCCUCGGUCCGGAGUGUGUGCGGCAUCGCCGACAAGAAUGUCCUCUUCAAACUCUCCAACAGAACAGGUAAAGCUUUGGGGCGGCUGAGAACCCUGCUUCGUGUUGUUUAGCAAUCAAACUUCAAGGAUCCACCGAUUCCACCGUGAAUAGCGAUAAGCACUCAUUGUCUCUCUUAAUUUCAGUCAAUUCUCCCCGGCUUUGUCCAAAACUUCUCCAUUACAGAAAGUAAAUAUGCAGCAAGGAGACAGGUGUCUCAAUUUACAACCAAAUGAAGCGACUGUAAUUUAUAAAGGACUGCAGGUACUUGACACUAGAAACACAAUUUGCGACUAGAAGAGGUUCGGGGCCACUUGAUUAGGCCCCAUCCUUCCUCAUCAGAUUUAGCACAGAUUUAGAUUUGGUUGCGUAAUGUCAGUUGUCCUCUCCGUUGGCCAGAUGUCUCACGCCUACUAACCCUAACUCUACUUUAACCCCUGAUUGCUCUCAAAGUCCCCCCAGGGGACACCUCCAUUGAUGUUCCGUGGUUAUAUAUUCCAUAUUCCUAAGUAAAUGCCCCGUGGCCCCCUAGCGCUGCUCUGUGGCUCCCUCGACGCCUGUCGUUGUUCCUUUAGGAAAUACAUUACGGAUGGGAACCGUGUAGGUUGGUCCUUCUCCGAUCUGCAUUUUUCCUCUCUGAUGUUUCAGCCACACAUAAGACCAAUAAUGAUAAAGGUCCCAAUACACUGCCCUGCAGGUUUCCUGCUCUGGCCCUUUCCGCCGCAACCCGCAUUGAUUGGACUUACAGUGUAUGUCAGCGGGCUAGCUUAUGCCAUGCUCGUAAAGACAUGUAUCCCACUGCUAGGAAUGGAGAAGCCAUGUGCCUAUGGUUAUCCCAGCCAACAUAUUUGGUUUUGUUAGCAGUUUGUGUUAUUCUUAUUCUUCGACAACACAGACACCAAAGCAAAUCAGCGGGAGAAAAAUAUAUUUAUUCAAAGUGAACAAAUCCUAGUUGUUAUGCUGGAAAGUGGAUGGGAGAUGUUAAUUCUUCCCCGUUCUCAUUGUUUCUCCACAGAACAAAGAGACAGGAUGUAGUUUAGACCCAAGCCUGUGGUUGACCAAUUAGAAUUCAUUGCAGUAAAAUUGGGCCAAUGGCCAAAAUACAAAGUAUCCCAUUUCAGCUUCAAUGUAUAGAUAAUUUGGAUAAAUGAGAACUUGCCACACAUGGCUAUGAGUCCCGGACUGGAACCACUACACAGAUUCUAAACAGAUGUUGAACUGAAAAACAACUAGUUCCAUUGCUCUUUUAGUUCUCUAUUACAGAAAAACCAAUAGUUCCAUUGAUCUCUAGUUCUCUUGAUCUCUAGUUCUCUGCAGUGUAUAUUUAUCUUUGAAUAUUCUUACAGUUUCUUGGAAGUUGUGGAAACAUACGUUUUUGGUUUCCCGUUAGUUCUGGGAACGAAGCCAUAAGUUUCCUGACCGGUAAAACUGAACGUUUUUUAAACAUUCUGACAACGGAACUGAAAAAGUUCUGAGAACGUUUUACUAUGGUUCCCUGAAAGUUUUCCUGGGAGGUUUUAUUAACGUUCUGAGAACGGAAAUUCUGAGAACAUUCUCUAAAUGUUGUGAAUGUUUUGAAUAAAAUGUAAAGGUUAUUUGGAGGUUUUUGAAUAACUUCCUUAAAUGUCACUGAACGUUUCAAUAAGACUUUUAAUAACACUGCUAGCUUAGUUUAACAGUUUUGAACUCCAAGCAUAGAUGGGACACGUGGAAAUGCAUUUCUUAGGCAUUAAUCAUGCAAACAUAUUUAUUUUUUUAUUGUGACACAGCGUCAGUGAGAUUCAAACAUAUAAUCUUCUGUUCUCUAUCCAUGGAAUUAGUCCACUGCGCCAGCAGGAUGGAGCUAGCAAUCUUUUUUUUUUUUACUCAUACAAAGCUGUUCAUUUUAGUCUAUUCAAACAGACCCCAUUUCAAAGAAACAAUCACUCAUUAAGAUCAGGUGUGACCAAUUAGUGGGCGUGGCCAACACACCUGAACACACUUAACAAGAUGGAGGUUAGAGAGUUUUGUUGACGCUGAGAACGGAAAUGAAUACGUUUUUAAAUAACGUUCUCUGAACAUUACAAAAGUUUUCUGAAAUUCCCACAGAAGAAAGGUGUUUAUUAACGUUAUCUGAAUGUUCUGAGAACGUUACUUUAAAUAGAACCAUGAGGAAACCUGUAGGAAACGUUAUGCUGAAGUACUGAAAUUCCCACAGAACAAUUUUCUUUCAUAAUGUUCUCUGAACUAUUUGAGAACAUUCCCAAUGUCAAACCAGUUGGAGAACAUUCCUAGAACAUUGAAAUGAAUUUAAAUGUAACCAUGUUUGGAAAUGUUCUGUUGAUUUAAUGAAAUACCAGGAAAAUAACGUUUUUUUUGUCAAGUUCUUUAAAUGUGCUGAGAACGUUCCAAAGCCAAGCACCAUUCCCAGAACGCUGUGGGAAGGUUAUAUGCAAAAUAACCAGAAGACAACCACGCUCUCACCAAGCUCUAAGAAACGUAUGGUUCUCAGAACGUUAUGUGCUAGCUGGGUUAUGAACUUACACCCUACUACCAACUAUAUAAAGUGAGGGAAAAAAGUAUUUGAUCCCCUGCUGAUUUUGUACGUUUGCCCACUGACAAAGAAAUGAUCAGUCUAUAAUUUUAAUGGUAGGUUUAUUUGAACAGUGAGAGACAGAAUAACAACAACAAAAAAUCCAGAAAAACGCAUGUCAAAAAUGUUAUACAUUUAUUUGCAUUUUAAUGAGGGAAAUAAGUAUUUGACCCUCUCUCAAUCAGAAAGAUUUCUGGCUCCCAGGUGUCUUUUAUACAGGUAAUGAGCUGAGAUUAGGAGCACACAAAUCUUGGGUGAGAACCUCCUUCCCUCAGCCAGGGCAUUGAAAAUGGGUUGUGGGAUGGGUAUUCCAGCAUGACAAUGACCCAAAACACACGGCCAAGGCAACAAAGGAGUGGCUCAAGAAGAAGCACAUUAAGGUCCUGGAGUGGCCUAGCCAGUCUCCAGACCAUAAUCCCAUAGAAAAUCUGUGGAGGGAGCUGAAGGUUCGAGUUGCCAAACGUCAGCCUCGAAACCUUAAUGACUUGGAGAAGAUCUGCAAAGAGGAGUGGGACAAAAUCCCUCCUGAGAUGUGUGCAAACCUGGUGGCCAACUACAAGAAACAUCUGACCUCUGUGAUUGCCAACAAGGGUUUUGCCACCAAGUACUAAGUCAUGUUUUGCAGAGGGUUCAAAUACUUAUUUCCCUCAUUAAAAUGCAAAUCAAUGUAUAACAUUUUUGACAUGCGUUUUUCUGGAUUUUUUUGUUGUUAUUCUGUCUCUCACUGUUCAAAUAAACCUACCAUUAAAAAUAUAGACUGAUCAUUUCUUUGUCAGUGGGCAAACGUACAAAAUCAGCAGGGGAUCAAAUACUUUUUUCCCUCACUGUAGCUACACUAUAGAACACUAUAUAGCUACACUAUAGAACCUAUAGAACACUAUAUAGCUACACUAUAGAACACUAUAUAGCUACACUAUAGAACCUAUAGAACACUAUAUAGCUACACUAUAGAACCUAUAUAACCAACUAUAUAGCUACACUAUAGAACCUAUAGAACACUAUAUAGCUACACUAUAGAACACUAUAUAGCUACACUAUAGAACCUAUAGAACCACUAUAUAGCUACACAUAAUAGAACACUAUAUACACACUAUAGAACACUAUAAACCUAUAGAACACUAUAUAGCUCUACACUAUAGAACACUAUAUAGCUACACUAUAGAACACUAUAUAGCUACACUAUAGAACCUAUAGAACACUAUAUAGCUACACUAUAGAACCUAUAGAACACUAUAUAGCUACACUAUAGAACCUAUAGAACACUAUAUAGCUACACUAUAGAACCUAUAGAACACUACUAUAGCUACACUAUAGAACCUAUAGAACACUAUAUAGCUACACUAUAGAACCUAUAGAACACUAUAUAGCUACACUAUAGAACCUAUAUAACACUAUAUAGCUACACUAUAGAACCUAUAGAACACUAUAUAGCUACACUAUAGAACCUAUAUAACACUAUAUAACCAACUAUAUAGCUACACUAUAGAACCUAUAGAACACUAUAUAGCUACACUAUAGAACACUAUAUAGCUACACUAUAGAACCUAUAGAACACUAUAUAGCUACACUAUAGAACACUAUAUAGCUACACUAUAGAACCUAUAGAACACUAUAUAGCUACACUAUAGAACCUAUAGAACACUAUAUAGCUACACUAUAGAACCUAUAUAACCAACUAUAUAGCUACACUAUAACACUAUAGACACACUAUAGAACACUAUAGAACACUAUAUAGCUACACUAUAGAACCUAUAGAACACUAUAAGCUACAUAUAGACACUAUAACUACACUAUAGAACCAACUAUAUAGCUACACUAUAGAACACUAUAUAGCUACACUAUAGAACACUAUAUAGCUACACUAUAGAACACUAUAUAGCUACACUAUAGAACCUAUAGAACACUAUAUAGCUACACUAUAGAACCAUAUAGAACCAACUAUAUAGCUACACUAUAGAACACUAUAGAACACUAUAUAGCUACACUAUAGAACACUAUAUAGCUACACUAUAGAACCUAUAGAACACUAUAUAGCUACACUAUAGAACCUAUAGAACACUAUAGAACACUAAUAGAACUAUAUAACACUAUAUAGCUACACUAUAGAACACAUAAACACUAUAUAGCUACACUAUAGAACACUAUAUAGCUACACUAUAGAACCUAUAGAACACUAUAUAGCUACACUAUAGAACCUAUAGAACCUAACUAUAUAGCUACACUAUAGAACCUAUAGAACCAACUAUAUAGCUACACUAUAGAACACUAUAUACACACUAUAGAACACUAUAUAGCUACGCACUGACUAGAACACUAUAUAGCUACACUAUAGAACCUAUAGACACUAUAUAGCUACACUAUAGAACACUAUAUAGCUACACUAUAGAACACUAUAGAAACUAUAUAACCAACUAUAUAGCUACACUAUAGAACCUAUAACUCACUAUAGAACACUAUAUAGCUACACUAUAGAACCUACUAUAACACUAUAUAGCUAACUAUAGAACACUAUAAACUAUAGAACACUUAUAGCUAUAUAGCUACACUAUAGAACCUAUAGAACCAACUAUAUAGCUACACUAUAGAACCUAUAGAACCAACUAUAUAGCUACACUAUAGAACACUAUAGAACCUAUAGAACACUAUAGAGUCUAUAGAACCUAUAUAACCAACUAUAUAGCUACACUAUAGAACCUAUAGAACACUAUAUAGCUACACUAUAGAACCUAUAGAACACUAUAGCACCUAUAGAACCUAUAGAACCAACUAUAUAGCUACACUAUAGAACCUAUAGAACAUAUAGCUACACUAUAGAACCUAUAGAACACUAUAUAGCUACACUAUAGAACCUAUAGAACACUAUAUAGCUACACUAUAGAACACUAUAGAACCUAUAGAACCUAUAUAACCAACUAUAUAGCUACACUAUAGAACCUAUAGAACCUAUAGAACAUUAUAUAGCUACACUAUAGAACCUAUAGAACACUAUAUAGCUACACUAUAGAACCUAUAGAACACUAUAUAGCUACACUAUAGAACACUAUAGAACCUAUAGAACACUAUAUAGCUACACUAUAGAACACUAUAGAACCUAUAGAACACUAUAUAGCUACACUAUAGAACCUAUAGAACCAACUAUAUAGCUACACUAUAGAACCUAUAGAACCAACUAUAUAGCUACACUAUAGAACACUAUAGAACCUAUAAACCUAUAGAACCUAUAUAACCAACUAUAUAGCUACACUAUAGAACCUAUAGAACACUAUAUAGCUACACUAUAGAACCUAUAGAACACUAUAUAGCUACACUAUAGAACACUAUAGAACCUAUAGAACCUAUAUAACCAACUAUAUAGCUACACUAUAGAACCUAUAGAAACCUAUAGAACACUAUAUAGCUACACUAUAGAACCUAUAGAACAUAUAUAGCUACACAUAAACUAUAGAACACUAUAUAGCUACACUAUAGAACCUAUAGAACCUAUAUACACUAUAUAGCUACACUAUAGAACACUAUAGAACCUAUAGACCUAUGAACACUAUAUAGCUACACUAUAGAACCUAUAGAACACUAUAUAGCUACACUAUAGAACCUAUAGAACAUAUAUAGCUACACUAUAGAACCUGAUAGAACACUAUAUAGCUACACUAUAGAACACUUGACAUAGAACCUAUAUAACCAACUAUAUAGCUACACUAUAGAACCUAUAGAACACUAUAUAGCUACACUAUAGAACCUAUAGAACACUAUAUAGCUACACUAGAACCUAUAGAACACUAUAUAACCUAUAUAACACUAUAUAGCUACACUAUAGAACCUAUAGAACACUAUAUAGCUACACUAUAGAACCAACUUAUAGCUACACUAUAGAACAAAACAUAUAUAGACCUAUAGAACACUAUAUAGCUACACUAUAGAACACUAUAGAACCUAUAUAACAACUAUAUAGCUACACUAUAGAACCUAUAGAACACUAUAUACUAACUAUAGACCUAUAGAACACUAUAUGUACACUAUGUAACACUAUGAUAGCUACACUAUGAACCUAUAGAACACUAUAUAGCUACACUAUAGAACCUAUAGCACAUAUAGCUAAAUUAGACUAUUGACCGUAUAUGCUCCGAAAACUAUAGAACAUAUAGUGACACUAUAGACCUAUGAACCUAUGUACACUUAGUAACAUCAUAGAACACUAUAUAGACGGUAUAUACACUAGUUAGCUACACUAUGACCUAUGAACACUAUAUGUACACUAUAGAACAAAUGUCACUAGAAAGGGAAGGAAGGCAGGUAACAGACAAAAUCAAUAUACUACUCAGUUUACAGCAGCUACAGUACCUAAUGACUUGUUUGUUGACUACUGACACAUUUCUCAUGGACGGAGGUACGUAACAGACAGUAUCGUAAUGUCUGUCAACAGACUGAGAUGUGACAAAUACCGAGGAACGGUGCGCUGAUUUAUCAUCACUGAUUAUUUGUACAGAUCACAAAUUGCACAGUUGUGCGCGUUUGAAUUUUGAAGGGAGGGGGACGUUUGGCCCGUAGACUUGCCCGAAACACGUAGCGAGAUAGGGGUGGAGCUACCUCCACUCACUCUAGUUUCACUUCUCAUACCGCUCAUAAGAACCUAAUUGAGUAGCUGGUGGGUGAUUUUAAUUCUGGGUUUCCGAGAUUACCUAUUGACUUUGACACAGACAAAUAAAAUGUAAACAAUCAGAUAAAAAAAAAAAAAACUGGUAAAAAUCCACCUUAUGGAACAGCGGGGACUGUGAAGAGACACACACCGGUACAGACACACGCAUACACACACAAACGCUAGCACACGCACUCUACACACACGUACAUUGUAAUAUUGUUGUAUGGUGGUAUUAUACAUUUUGCAUUGUAGAUAUGUAGUGGUGUAAUAAUGUUAUAUGAUGUACUGUUUUUAUAUUUUGUUUUAUAUGUAAUGUAAGUGCCUUAAUGUGUUUGGACCCCAGGAAGAGUAGCUGCUGCCUUGGCAACAGCUAAUGGGGAUCCAUAAUAAAUACAAAUACAAAUAUAAUGCAUUCUAUUUUAAUCCUGUGGUUUCAGCAUCCCCCACCAUUAAGCUGCUGGUGGAGGACCCCAUCGUGGUGAACCCUGGGCAGACCGUGACCCUGGUGUGCGUGACCUCCGGCGGUGACCCUACGCCCACACUCACCUGGGUGCACAACACUGACGAGCUGCCCAAGAAGAGCGUCCUUAAUGGAGGGACCCUCACGCUGCCCGCCAUCUCCACAGAGGAAGCAGGCGUCUACAGCUGUGUGGCCAGCAACAACGUGGGAAACCCGGCUAAGAAGUCUACCACCAUUGUGGUCCGAGGUAAGACCCGGGAGGUGUAGGUUAAUAGGUGGAUCCUGGAUAAGCCCUCAGUUAUUACCAUUGAUACCGGACGAGCCCCCAAAACAUGACCAAAACAUUUAGGUAGCCUAAGGAAAAGCCUGUUUGGACUCUUAAGUCGGAAAACAGCAGCUAGGAUGAUCCAGGGGCCAAACUUUUACGUCAUUCACACAUUGUGCACAUCUUCCAUUGACCUCAAACACUGAAGUUACAUGCACACAUAUCUCAAGUUAGAAUUCAGGCCUUAGUGAAUUACCCAAGGUAGUAUCCAUUCUACAAGGUCAUAUCAGAUGUGUAUUGUUUAAUUUAAUGUGUGAAGAAUGCUUGGAAGCUGGUGUAUUUGGACCAGAUAUCAGCAGCUAAAAGCCUUGCCACUGGGCUGUGUGUGUUUGAUUCCCAGCUAAAAGCCUUGCCACUGGGCUGUGUGUGUUUGAUUCCCAGCUAAAAGCCUUGCCACUGGGCUGUGUGUGUUUGAUUCCCAGCUAAAAGCCUUGCCACUGGGCUGUGUGUGUUUUGAUUCCCAGCUAAAAGCCUUGCCACUGGGCUGUGUGUGUUUGAUUCCCCAGCUAAAAGCCUUGCCACUGGGCUGUGUGUGUUUGAUUCCCAGCUAAAAGCCUUGCCACUGGGCUGUGUGUGUUUGAUUCCCAGCUAAAAGCCUUGCCACUGGGCUGUGUGUGUUUGAUUCCCCGCUAAAAGCCUUGCCACUGGGCUGUGUGUGUUUGAUUCCCAGCUAAAAGCCUUGCCACUGGGCUGUGUGUGUUUGAUUCCCCGCUAAAAGCCUUGCCACUGGGCUGUGUGUGUUUGAUUCCCAGCUAAAAGCCUUGCCACUGGGCUGUGUGUGUAAUCAGUGAACAACUAUCUGGAACAGGGAUAUAACAGCCCUCGGGAUGAAUGAGGAAGAUGAACACAGGCUUACUGUUUGGCGCUCCCAGUACCAGUAGUGCUGCUCCCAGUGGUGUUCCCAGUGGUGCUCCCAGUGGUGCUCCCAGUAGUG